AUGGAUCAAGGCGCCGACGACGACAGGGACAGGAAACCCAAGAAGAAGGUGGGCUUCUUGGGCGGCCUGUUGCGCAGUGGGAGCUUCGCAUUCAACAAGGGAACCAAAGACAACAAAAAACACACUCGGCGCGUGAGCGAGGGCGAUGUCACCACGCUGCGCAAGGUCCGACCCGACCCGCCGCCCAGGGAUCGAGCUCGCUCGCGUCGCCGGCCUAGGCGCCCGGACCCCGACCCGCACGCGGGAACGACCGCGGCGAGAGCCCUCAAGGGCAAAGGCGUUUCGGUGGCAGCAGACGAUGUCGAUGAUGAGUACGACGACCAUGCGCCGGCGGCGGUGAGGGUGGAGUGGCCGCCGCGGGGCAUGUCGGCUGACGAGGAGCUCCCGCCACAGCACGCCCUCGAGCUCAUCUGUCGCGGCGCGUCGCUUCACAAGGGUCACAAAAAGGCCGUUCCUCAUGCGCCAGACUCAUACUACACCCUCUAUGCCACGUCGUCUGGGAAUAGGGGCGCGGGCUCGGACGCGGCCAACUUGCACGAUGCCAUGGCGCAGCUCAUGACGCUGAGGAUGCUGGGCCAGGGCCAUGCCUCGUAUCCGUGGGAGACGCUCGAGCAGCCAAGCUGCGCCUUCAUGUACGGGCGCCGCCCCGGCACCAUCACGCUGAACCACUGGGCGUCCAUGGCGAGCGUCGUACCGCCAGCGAUUGCACUGCGCGACGCGGGCGUCGAACCACGGCCCAUGGAUCUGUUUCGCAUAUUCGAGCGCCUCAAGGAGCUGCAAUCCGGGCUCGAGGACGAUGAUGAAGGGCUGCUCUACAAGAUCCUGUACCGACGCAUUCUGCGGGACCCAGACCGCAUGUUCAGCCCGCACAGGACGCUGGACAAGCAGAUUACAGAUCUGAUUCUCGUGCUAUCGCGUCCAGAUUGGAUCGACUUUACGGACCCAAAAAACCACGUCGCGACGCGAUUUGUCUUUGACAGGGGUGAAGGCGGGCGCGAAGACCGGUACCGCACGUUCUUCCACCAGCUGCUCCUGAGCCUCGAGCUGGAGCUACGAAUACAUUCGGCGCAGCAUGGGGACUGGGCCAAGGAGAAGUUGCUGCAACAGAUCCCGCCCACGAUUCAGUGGAGCCUGGCGCUGGCGAGACGGUGGAGGGAAUACGUGAGAGUCGACGAGUUUGGCGACACGCCAGACAAGAUCAAGCUGAGGUACAAGCUCAAGAAGCGGCAGGUCAAGAUGUUGAAGCGCUUCGCGCAGAUGAUGAAGUGGCCCAACUUGGGGGGCACACUGGACAACUUGAAGGAGAAGGACGACGCUUUCGCCUUGGACGCCAUCAGCUCCGACGCAUUUGCCUUUUUCAGCGGACUCGUAUUUCCAGGGCCGAGUUUCCCAUUCCUCAUCAUGAAUACGCUCAUCGAUCUGGACCCCGAUCCCGCGACAGACAACUUGGCCUUGCUGUCGCAUACGCACCCGCAAUGCGGCUUCCAGUACCGUAAUAGUCAUACGUACUGGUCAGCCAGCUGCAUCGUGGGCAAGGUGCUCGCGCCGACGUGCCGGUGCGUCGGCGGGUGGGUCGGGCCCGGGAGACCGACUGCGGAUCUCGGCCGGUCGCAGAUUGCUCGGAUCCGGAGCCGCAGGCCCCGGCAGCCGCGGCGCCGCAUGGGACCCGAAGACGUGGAGAGCAUGGGCGAGCGGUCGGAUCCCCUGGGGCCGCCUGCCGACACGUAUCCCAUAGGCGACUACGAGCUUGCCCGGCCGAAAACUGACGAAGGCUUCGAGGUGGAUACGGUACGGAUCGAGCUCCUAGGAUUCAGGCCCUCGGCUACGCAGCCUAGCCUAGAGGAGGAGAAUGGCAAUGGCGCCGGAGGCACCGGCAAAGCUGCGGUGCCGCAACUUUUCGAUGCGACGAUACAGUUCGCGAUUGACGGACUGUCGUGGCCGCUGCGGCUCAUGUACGACGUGUCCUUUAUAUCAGCAUGGCCGUGCUCCGACGGGCCGCACCCGCUCUUCUUCGACUACGUCUACAAGGCCAUACAGGUGGACGAUAUCGUACGCGUCCGCGACUGGGGAGGGCUGUACGCCCGACAACGGCAGAGCGCGACGACGAGCGCACGAUCGAGCCCUGCGCCACCACCGCUACCGCCAAACGGGAACCUGGACGACUACUAUGACCAGCUUAACGACGAGGAGGAGCAGGACGAGGAAAAGGUCCUGGUCGUGGAGGCGUUUGGGGUAAGGGAUAACGAGGUGUUGGCGAGAGCCUGGUGCUCGCACUGGGGGCUGAGCGCCGUCGUCGCCGACGUGGACAAGACUUGCAUGGCGUGUGCCAUCAGGGAGGCGUACGCGGCGACGCUGACGGUGGUGAUAUUGGUGGACGACCGGCUACACGGUGACGACGGUAACGAGGCAUGA
Messenger RNA from Purpureocillium lilacinum, 2412 nucleotides. The record is from RefSeq and is a predicted model, not a curated record. NCBI's taxonomy places the organism in Eukaryota, Fungi, Ascomycota, Sordariomycetes, Hypocreales, Ophiocordycipitaceae.